This is a messenger RNA of Sphaeroforma arctica JP610, 570 nucleotides long. RefSeq lists its product as hypothetical. Lineage: Eukaryota; Ichthyosporea; Ichthyophonida. The transcript has 2 exons. The record is from RefSeq and is a predicted model, not a curated record. Bases 1 to 570 code for a protein of 189 amino acids.
AUGUUCACAGAUGACGGAGGUAUUUACUUGGUUGCGAUCGUGGGAUGCUACCAAAAAGCUGCGGAUGAUGUCUUUAUCUGCGUCACUGAGGCCAGAGAGGUAGAUGCUUUGCAUGAAUGUGUUGCUAAACGCCGUGCCUUGUUCCUGGGUAGCGUGUUGAAUAGGACUACAGCGAUGCCACCAUAUGCGGAGUGUAUCCUGGUCAGAUCGCUGAAAAUUGACGAGGAAAUUAAGAGUGAUAGAACCGUUGUACUUGGUGGACAUGUGGCGGGACAUGUCUUUGAGGUAAAACAGCAUCGCCCAUGGAUCUUCGACGAGUUCGAUGGCGGACAUGGAGUCGAUGAUUUCAUCGUUGAGAGAUCGAAGGAGGAGAAGACGAGCUUAUUGUGGGGUAUUAGCGGUGACAUCGAGCAUGUGGCGACGUACAUGUUAGUACGAGAGGACACUUUCGAGGUCCUCGCUGAAGUCCAUGGUAGCUGCCACGGAGAGGUGGGUGAGCCAUUUGUCGUAGUUGGAAUCGUCGGGUUUGAGCCAGGCCCACUUGAUUCUGGAAGUGGAGCUUUCGCUUGA